Molecule: messenger RNA, 912 nt
Organism: Corylus avellana
Lineage: Eukaryota; Viridiplantae; Streptophyta; Magnoliopsida; Fagales; Betulaceae
Source: RefSeq, a predicted model, not a curated record
CCAACUCAAAACCAACUUCUCUCCUACAUGGCAUUUUUUUUAAUAAAAAAUAAAAGUUUGAAUUUUUAAAAAAUUCACAUCCUCUUUUCCCCUUUCAGAUCCAAAAAUCCUCUCAGUUUUUCGCUCCCCUCCCGCGCUCAGUUUCUCGCAAGGUCCCGUCUCUAUCUCUCUCACUCCGGCGACGUCUUCGGCCACCGAGUACUGCAAGAAGCACGUCGAGGCCCCCAAAGCAGCCGCCGCAUCCGAAGAACGCUCCACCUCCUCCUCCGAUGACCUCAAGGCCUAGGACACCGAGUUCGUCAAGGUCGACCAGGCCACCCUCUUCGAUCUCAUCCUGGGUCAAUUAUUCCUACUGAUGCAACACCUAGAAAGCACCACACCUCAUUUCAUACGUUGUAUCAAGCCCAAUAACCUUCAGUCUCCCAAAUUGUAUGAGCAAGGACUUGUGCUGCCGCAGUUAAGAUGUUGUGGAGUCCUAGAAGUAGUACGAAUAUCAAGAUCUGGCUUUCCCACCAGAAUGUCCUACCAGAAGUUUGCCAGAAGAUAUGGUUUUCUUCUGCUGGAGAAUGUCGCAUAUCAGGAUCCACUUAGUGUUUUAGUUGCAAUUCUUCAUCAGUUCAAUAUCUUGCCUGAAAUGUAUCAAGUUGGCUACACAAAGUUGUUCUUCCGAACUGGACAGGGCUGUGAUUGAGCCAAUCCGAGAUACAAUUUGGGUCAAGUACUAGAAUUUGUUGUUGGUGAGUAGCUUUGUCACCAUGUUGAGUAGGAGUUCACAAGAAGAUACCACAUUGUUAAGUAGAUUAAAAAUGAGGCAUGACAGUCUCUGUAUAAGGGUUAUGUGAAGCCCAUAGUGCACCAUAAUUGUGGAGACAAGCUUGUCUAAUGUGUGAGUACUCCAUAAUUGGGUGUAUU